This is a messenger RNA of Annulohypoxylon truncatum, 733 nucleotides long. RefSeq lists its product as uncharacterized. The record is from RefSeq and is a predicted model, not a curated record. The coding region runs from base 184 to 564 and encodes 126 amino acids. NCBI's taxonomy places the organism in Eukaryota, Fungi, Ascomycota, Sordariomycetes, Xylariales, Hypoxylaceae. The transcript has a single exon.
GCUUCCAGUUUGCCUCGUCGAUAUAGCCCUCAUUUUUAUUACGGCAUAUUCUUCGCUCCGUCUCAUUCGAGUCAUGUUCUCUCUAUGUGGGGCCCGUACCCUUGAUUCCUUUAUUCUACAAAACAUACGACUCCUCACGCCUUAGGGCGUUGAGGAAACUGAUGACAUCGGAUUGUGAUACUUAUGCCCACCCUGGCGUUUAUGUACAUGGGAUCGAUCAUUGCCUGGAGUUACGAGGUGUUGGUUUGUGGUGUUUUAGCAAUUGACGAGGUAUUCAAAAUGUUAUUUAUUCUUCAGAGGCCCUUUUUUGCAGCCGACUAUGGGACAUGCGCUGGGAGAAGAGUUGUUUGGCGGAAGCACGAAAUGCAAUGGAAACAUCACAUUCCCCUUUACUACCCUUCAUUUGAUUUAGGAGAUGUAUAUCAUUGCAACUCCCAGUCUAGAUCAAAUAUAUUAUAUUCAGGCCGAGGCACUUUGAGCCGGCCGGUCCCCAUCUUUUCAGUUCCUUUGCACCCAAAAACUGAUGAUUCAAGAGUGAUAUGCGAAAUAGUGCAGGGUAUCUAAACCAAUGUAGGUAGACCUUGCAUAGAGAUUGACUUGGACUCAUGCGGGACGCGCUGAUCCACGAGGGGUCUGAGCGGUGAGACAGACCAAUACCAACUUGCCCGAGCUGAAAUAGUCUUCGAAAAUAUAAGCAAGCUUAAGUCCGAUUCUCGUAAACGCCUUAGCUAGU